Polychytrium aggregatum is the source of this 636-nucleotide messenger RNA. RefSeq names its product CWC16 protein. The annotation marks the transcript as partial. The record is from RefSeq and is a predicted model, not a curated record. NCBI's taxonomy places the organism in Eukaryota, Fungi, Chytridiomycota, Chytridiomycetes, Polychytriales. Gene Ontology annotation, cellular component: post-mRNA release spliceosomal complex; U2-type spliceosomal complex. Gene Ontology annotation, biological process: mRNA splicing, via spliceosome. The transcript has 3 exons.
CUCUCAGAGCGCCGUGCAACCAACAAAUACUACCCCCCUGACUGGGACCCAUCCAAGGGCUCGAUCAACAAGUUUGUCGGGCAGCACCCGUUGCGGGACCGGGCUCGGAAGCUCGACCAGGGCAUCCUCAUCGUACGCUUUGAGCUGCCAUACAACAUCUGGUGCCUCGGCUGCAACAACCAUGUUGGUAUGGGCGUGCGCUACAAUGCCGAGAAGAAAAAGAUCGGCAGCUAUUACUCGACGCCGAUCUGGCAGUUCCGAAUGAAGUGCCACCUCUGCAGCAACUGGAUCGAGAUUCACACGGAUCCCAAGAACUCGGCCUAUGUGAUCGAGAGCGGAGCCAAAGCCCAAACGACGACCUGGGAUCCUGCCGAGAACGGAACGGUGGUGUUGCAAUCCGAAGAGGUUUCCGAGAAGCUCAAGGCCAACCCGCUCUUCCGUCUGGAGCACCAAGCCGUCGACGAAGCCAAGGGUGCAAGCGCUAAAACGCAGCUAACGCAGCUGCAAGAGUCUCGCGACAAGUUCUGGAGGGACCCGUAUACCAUGUCGCAGCGGCUCCGCAAGAUCUUUCGGGUAUGUGGCCCUGGCCGGUGUGGCGAGCGGCAAGGGAGGCGAUGGGACGAUCGUGCGCUUUGA